Molecule: messenger RNA, 1596 nt
Organism: Ziziphus jujuba (common jujube)
Lineage: Eukaryota; Viridiplantae; Streptophyta; Magnoliopsida; Rosales; Rhamnaceae
Product: polygalacturonase inhibitor
Exons: 1
Coding region: 377-1381 (334 amino acids)
Molecular function (GO): protein binding
Source: RefSeq, a predicted model, not a curated record
CUCAUUGGAAAUAUAUCACAACUGGGCAAGAAAUUGCUCCCAUCCCAACCAUAUCAUCAUCCUUAACUAGAAAAAAAUAACAUUAAAAUGGAGACGUAAAGUACAUACAAUAUUUUAAUUUAAUUAAACUGGUUUGAAGGAAGCAGAUCGUGGAAAUGGCCGUCUUUGCUUGAUAGUGUUUGCCUUCAAGCUGUCCAAAUUUUCGUCACUAAAUACGUCACCCCUGAAACAAAAACCAAAGGGAUACACUCCCAUAUUCCCAUUGGGGGACUAUAUAUAUUCCUCACAUUUCUUGCCCAUUUAACUGAAAAAAGAAAAAAAGAAAAAAAUAAUAAAAACAAAACAAAACAAAAACCAAGCCCUCCAAGCUCCAACCAUGGAAGCCCCUUCUUCAAUACUCUCCAUUCUCUGCAUCACCCUCAUCUUCUUCUCCAACCUUGUCCACCCCACUUUUUCAGAGCUCUGCAACCCAAAAGACAAAAAAGUGCUCCUCCAGAUAAAGCGAGCCUUCAACAACCCUUAUGUCCUCGCUUCAUGGAAUCCAGACAUCGAUUGCUGCGACUGGUACUGCGUCUCCUGCCACCUCACCACCCAUCGCAUCAACUCCCUUACCAUUUUAUCUGACGGCCUUCCCGGCCAAAUCCCCUCCGAGGUCGGCGAUCUCCCUUAUCUCGAAAGCCUCGAAUUCCAUAAACUCCCCAACCUCACGGGUCCAAUUCCGCCCGCCAUUGCCAAGCUUCAAAACCUCAAGUCCCUCACUAUAAGUUGGACAAACAUUUCUGGCUACGUCCCUGAUUUCCUCAGUCAGCUCAAGAACCUCACAUUCCUCGACCUCGCUUUCAACAACCUCACCGGUUCGAUUCCGGCCUCGCUGUCUCUGUUACCCAACCUCGACGCGCUCCAUUUGGACCGCAACAAACUCACCGGUUCAAUUCCCGACUCGUUCGGAGAAUUCCGCGGCAAAGUGCCGUCUCUUUAUCUAUCCCACAACCAGCUCUCCGGUAACAUACCGGUCUCACUGGGGAAAAUGAACUUCGACGUCAUAGAGUUGCAGCGAAACAAGCUGGAAGGCGACGCGUCGCUUAUAUUCUCCGGGAAGAACAAAACGACGCAGUUCGUGGACCUGUCGAGGAAUUUGCUGGAGUUCGAUCUGUCGGAGGUGGAGUUUCCAAGCACUUUGGUGUCGUUGGAUCUUAAUCAUAACAAGAUUAAGGGGAGUCUUCCGGUGGGGUUGACCGCACUGAAUUUGCAGUUCCUGAAUGUCAGUUAUAACAGACUGUGCGGUCAAAUUCCCAUGGGUGGGAAAUUGCAGAGCUUCGACAACUCGUCGUAUUUCCAUAACAGGUGCUUGUGUGGUGCUCCGCUUGAAAGCUGCAAGUAGUUCACCCGGUUCUACACGUUUCUUCGCUUUUUUCUUUUUUUCUUUUUUUUUUUGGUUAUUAUGAAAGCUAUUUUACUCUUAAGAGUGGUAGGCUGUUGAACGGUAGCAGCGGAUAAAUAAAAGUUUCCACUUUGUAAUUGCUGUUUGCCCAACAAAUAGUUAAAACCAAUAAUUCCAAUAUUUUCAUUUUAUUAUUAUUAUUGUUAUUGUUAUUA